AGGAAUACUAAAAGUAAAUAAUAUGGAGUUCGUUGCCCCCACAUCUAAUCUCUUGGAGAUUACUAAACCAGGAGAGUUGAAAAAUGCAGUUGUCACUGAGUUGAAGUCAAGAAUCAGUUAUCAGAGCGAGAAGUACGAUAAUCUUAGCCUUGCCACUCCAAUCUUGAAGCCGGUGAGAAGUAAAAUUGAUAUACCUUCACUAGAGGAUUUCCCAGCCCCUGCUAUACCAGUGGACUGUAGUCCUUUGUGUAAGGUCGGCACUGAGAAUAGAGUUGAAAACUUCCGUCUAUCACCCAAUGUCGGAUGCAAACUUGAGAAAUUACAGGUCAGCCUCACAAAGAAGAACAUUUCUGAUAAGACUUCUACAACACCAAAUGUUGCAUAUGCUGCUUCUCCUUCCAGUGAAGCUCAAUCAAUGUCAACACUUGCUACUACAAAUGCUCAAAAAACUGAGAAUAGCGAGUUUACAAUGGCAAUCUCUGAAGAUGGGAGUGAAAGUGCUCAAGGGUAUCUUGACACUUCGAAAGCUCCGAAAUCUAAGGAGAGAAAGUUGAGUUCCAAGGAAGGAAUUAUCCUCCCACCAAGGGCUGAAGCAGAUUCAAUUCUUAGACCAAGCUCCAAGAAUACAAUUUUAUUGUCAUCGAAGCUUUCAAGUGACCAGCAAGCUCUAAAGCCUACAAGUAUUUUAGGAUUCCUGCAAAAGUCUGUCUCUGACUUAAAGCAAGGUAAUACUAAAAAGAAGGUAGAGAAAGUUGGUCUGAAGAGCUUUGAGGCUCUAAGCUUGACAACUAGCACCGGCGAAGUUGGAUCAAGUAUUCCUAACUUCACCUUAGGCUAAAUGUUUAGCCUGAUAGCCUCAGUGUGCUCUAAAGACCCCUCUACCUCUUUUUAGGAUUACUCUUGCCUUUCCAAGUGCUGUAUAGCAUUUCAGUAGCGCAAUCGAGUUACCAGCCUAAGGCAGGGUGGUAUAUUUUCAUCCUCUCUGUCUAGAACAUGUGGCUGGAAUAGAGUUGGGUCUCCCAGUGCAUUGGGGAUCAUUGAAAUAAUAGAAUCCUUAUAGUACCACAAUACUAUUAUUCAAUCAGUUAAAA
Messenger RNA from Moneuplotes crassus, 1091 nucleotides. The record is from the annotation of a GenBank genome assembly. NCBI's taxonomy places the organism in Eukaryota, Ciliophora, Spirotrichea, Euplotida, Euplotidae.